This is a messenger RNA of Lepisosteus oculatus (spotted gar), 6977 nucleotides long. Its product is annotated as leucine-rich repeat neuronal protein 1. Lineage: Eukaryota; Metazoa; Chordata; Actinopteri; Semionotiformes; Lepisosteidae. The record is from RefSeq and is a predicted model, not a curated record. Gene Ontology annotation, cellular component: extracellular matrix. Gene Ontology annotation, molecular function: protein binding.
UUCCCACAGAUUUCCUGCUAGAUCUUUACUGCUGUAGAAAGGUGAUAGUUGCCCAUUUCACACGGAAUUAGGGCUCCCGAGAAGUAGCUGCCUCUGCGGGUGUGACCGUUGGUAUUUACUCCAGGGGUGCCAGGAGGCUAGAGGCAGCCCUCUACUUUUUUAUCGAUCUGUGUACUUACGAACACACUUAUUGAUUUGGAGGUCGGCGUUGUGUUUUUUGCGACCGCAUGAGAUGACAGGGGAAGAGCCAGAGAUCACACGGUGUUAUAGACCCCUCGAUCCGCAUCCAGGCUCAGUGUUGUGCCACUGCAUUGUAAGUGAUUACAUCGACCCGGCUGGUACAGUAAAAUACCCAUGCUGUGAACGGAGAGAAAUGAUUUUCUGCAGCAGGGCUCACAGUCCUACUAGGCGUGUAGGCAGCGCGCACACGGUCCCAGUGUUUCUCUGGCCCCAGUCGAUGAAUUUGCAGUCCUGCGGUGUGUGUGUGUGGACGGCCUUCGGAUAAUGCAGGAAAACCCUAUCAAAUACGCGUCUUUUUUUUUGCACGCAAAUUGUACAAUUUGAAGAGUUUGCCUCCAACUGAGAGCAGGACACGGAACACAUAUUUUCCUUGGCCGCGGCUGACCUCAUCGGAUAUCUUAUGCUUUUAGCGUUAAUGCGUAACUUGGCCUCGGCACAAACAAGGGCUGGGAAGACGAGAAAGCCAAAGCCGUACACGUCCCCUAGAGACUUCCCUCAGGUCACACCAUCUAGACCCCUGUAUGAAAUCACCUCAUUACCGCAUCUGAGGCGAGCCUGACACGGAGCCCGGAUCGGUGCCAUGACAUCACUGCUCCAGAGGAGUGCGCCCGCCCCCCUCCCCCGAUCUGAUUGGAUGAGCGGUGGACGAGCGGCGCGUUGAUUGGCCGCCGGGCGUGCCGGUCGCUGUGGGAGAGGCGGACCCCACGGGGCCGGGGCGGAGGGGGACCCUUCUAAAGGGGGGAGAGAGGAGCGGGAUGGGAGCGCUUGUCUGAGGCUGGGAGAUGCUGCAGGCUGGCGAGCGGUCCAGCAGCGGCGGAAAGGGGGAGAAAUACCGAGCGAAGCACGCGUGAAGAGAGUCGGGGAAUCGGGACGAGUGAACACCGCGACCGCGAGAAAACCGGGGUGUCGGUUCCGCUCAUUCCACAUCCCGGGGUCCAUCUGUCACCGUCACAGGCGCCUGCAGCAGCCGGAGGCCCUGAGUGCUAGAAAUCCGUGCUGCUGUGCUAUCUGAGGAAGACAGGACUGUCCUGGCGCUGCCCGCUGCCAUGGGAAGACCUGAGGACAGUCUGCGGCUGGUGGCAGCCUGCCUCCUGCUCUCUCUGUGCCUCUCCUCCCCCGCCAGCCCCCACUGCCCCCCGCAGUGCAUCUGCGAGACCCGGCCCUGGUACACCCCCCAGUCCGUGUUCCACCAGGCCAAGACUGUGGACUGCAACGAGCUGCAGCUGAGCAGCAUCCCCUGGAACAUCUCGGGGGACACCCAGGUGUUGCUCCUGCAGAGCAACAACAUCUCCAAGGUGACCACAGAGCUUCAGAGCCUGAUCAACCUGACCGAGCUGGACCUGUCCCAGAACCACUUUGCCCGGAUGCAGGACAUCGGCCUGUCCAACCUGACCCAGCUCAUCACUCUCUACCUGGAGGAGAACCAGGUGAAGGAGCUGCCGGAUUUUUGCCUGAAGGACCUCGUCAGCUUGGAGGAGCUCUACAUUAACCACAACCAGAUCUCCACCAUCGGCCCCAAGGCGUUCGCCGGGCUGGGCAACCUGCUGAGGCUGCACCUCAACUCCAACAAGCUGGCAGCCAUCGACAGUGGCUGGUUUGAGUUCCUCCCCAACCUCGAGAUCCUCAUGAUUGGGGAGAACCCCAUCCGGGGGCUGCAGGGCAUGAACUUCCAGCCCCUGUCCAAGCUGCACAGCCUGGUGCUGGCUGGCAUGGGGCUAAAGAAUGUGCCAGCCAACACUUUUGAAGGCCUGUCCUACCUGGAGAGCCUCUCCUUCUUUGACAACCAGCUCGCCGCCGUCCCCAGGGAGGCCCUGCGGGGCUUGCCGAACCUCAAGUUCCUGGACCUGAACAAGAACCCCAUCAGCCGGGUGCAGGAGGGGGACUUCAGUCACUUCCCCCACCUGGAGGAGCUCAGCCUGAACAACAUGGAUGAGCUGGUGGCCAUCGAGCGGGGGGCCUUCGCCCACCUCCCCGACAUGGCCAAGUUAGAGAUCCGCAACAACCCCCGGCUCUCCUACAUCGACCGGGGAGCGUUCCUGGAUGUGGCCGGGCUGCGCACGCUGCUGGUCAGCAACAACGACCUCAGCCUGCUGCCUCGCGAGCUCCUGGCCUCCUUCCCCCUCCUAGACGAGAUCAGCCUGCACAGCAACCCCUUGCGUUGCGAUUGCCUCUCCAACUGGGGCGCCAUCCUGGGGAACCAGUCCACCUUACGCCUGCUGGAGACCCAGAUAACCCUCUGUGCCACCCCACCACAGCUGAGCGGCCGUCCGCUUCAGGAGGUGGUCACGACGGGCUUCAGCCUUGCCAGCAACACCUGCCUGCCCCUCAUCUCCCUGCACACGUUCCCAGCACAGCUCAACGCCACCACCGGACAGCGCCUCACUCUGAACUGCUGGGCAAUGGCUGACCCGGCGCCCCAGUUCUACUGGGUGACCCCAGCGGGGGACAAGGUCACCUCCGGCCCCGCCUCUGCCGCGCUCGCCCCCUCCUCCAGCAGCCGGAAGCACAGGGUGCAAGGACAGGGCGCCCUGGAGAUCCUUCGCGUCGAACCCGAGGACGCGGGGCUCUACACCUGCGUGGCGUGGAACUCCGAGGGGGCGGACACGCGCAGCGUGAGCCUGCACGUGGCCGGGGGCGGGGGGGCGGCGGCCGAGGGCGGAGAGCCGGGGGCGGGGAACGCCACCGGGGGCCUGGUGAUCCUGGCCAAGGUUGUCCACUCCCGCUCGGUGGUGCUGGCGUGGCGGCUGGCCCCGUCCGUCACGGCCUCCGGCCGCGAGGCCCCGCCACCACGGUGGGCCACCGCCACCAUGAAGAUCGACAACCCGCAGGUCAGCUACACGGCCAAGGUGCCCGUGGACAUCCAGGAGUACAACCUCACCCACCUGCUGCCCUCCACCGAGUACAAAGUCUGCCUGACCGUCUCCUCCUCCACCGAGCGCCAGACCCAGCGCUCCUGCGUCAACGUGACCACCAAGGAGGCCACCUUCGCCGUGGAGAUGGUGGCCCAGCCCUCCAGCGUGGCCCUGGCCGCCGUGAUGGGCUCCAUGUUCGCCAUCUGCAUCAUGGCCCUGCUGGUCUUCUACAUGGGCCGCCGGAUGAAGCAGAAGGCCUGCCACCACUCGCUGAAGACGUACAUGCAGCACGCCACCGCCAUCCCCCUGAACGAGCUGUACCCCCCCCUCAUCAACCUGUGGGAGAGCGAGGCGGAGAAGGAGAAGGAGUGCACCCUGGACGCACAGGCCCCGCAGAUAGACACCUCCAAGACCUACCUGUGGUAGCGGGGCGCAGCGAGGGGCGAGGGAAAGCCGGACGUGUGUUGGCGUGACCAUGGCGGUGGACGUGUGUGCACACGUUUGUGCGCGGUUUCCAUCACACAUUACGUUUAACUUAACUUAGUUUGCCACCUCACCACGCUCUUCCUCCCAAAAUGACGCGGCACUUGUGAAAGUCUCUGGAUGGCCUAUUUUUUUCAUUUAUUUUUCCCAGGGGGUGCGACACAACCCCCAGAUUCCCCACUCUGGGAUUUUAUUUUUAUAUGAGAAGGGGGAGAUGCUCACAAGAAACGUUUUAAUAAUCCCUUGGUGAAACACACAUUAUCUCCACAGUGUGCAUUUGUUUAUCAUAAGGCAGUAGACUUAGAACAGUAGUCGUAGCACUGAGGAGUUAGCAACAGGCAUUUUGAAGAACGCAGCAGGGUGAAAGACCGGGGACAGUCGACAGCCGACCGGUCGGCCUCGCUGACACACUUGAUGUCAAACUAGACCUUACACCUCGAUGCCUGCAGGAACUGGUAGCUGUGUUUACUCCGAGACAAGUUCUACCCUGCGCAAUGUGAUCAUGCCUCUUGAGGGGUUUUUCUAAAUGGAGAUUUGUUUUGCCGAGGAGCUAAAAGUAGCCUCACAACCCACAAAGAUGUGUUUCUUAAGACCUGAACUUCUUCUGUCAUAAGGAACUCUGCAGAAGUAGUAAUAAUAAUAAUAAUAAUAAUAAUAAUAAUAACUGAUGAAGCACAGAAUAAAAAGCUGAAUAUCUCAGAGGCUAUGUCUUGCAUUUACAGUAUUUUUUGUAAAUAGACUUUGUGUUCCAACAUGCCUGGCUGGUCCACUAUCAGAGUUCAGGAAUCCCUGGACAACGAACUUCCAGCACUGGAGCUGCAGUGACAGCCUCACUCCCCAGCUUGCAGACUUGCAGACAUGAUCCCCUGAGGCUCGUGUCAAACCCUCCACUGAAGACGUCAGAGCUACCAACACCCCACGUGAUGCGGUUUAUUUUUAAACAAAUUGUCAGAAUGUUGUUUCUUUAACUUGGUCCCUGACACCGUGCUCUCCUGCCACAACUGCCUCGCCCAUCAGUCUCCUGAAGUGAGACAGGGCUGGGAACUUGCCGAUGUUCUCCCGGUACCGUCAGCCAUAAAAGAGAUUUUAAAUGCUUUCGGCUUCGGCUCCACCCUAGUGCCCAUUCUAACCUUGAGCUAAAACACCCGGCAACAGAACGAGAAGGAUAAAGUGUUGUUCUGGAGCAGACAGAAGUUUCAUUAGGAGUCACGUCAGAGACCACGGGCUGCUGAAGCACUAACGUUAUCUGCCAGCCGUGCGAACCUUCUGCUCGUUUUCAGGCUGAAUGGUCCCUCCCUCUUCCUGGACGAUUGUGAAAGAGCAGAAACCUACGGCGCUCAUUCAGCCGAACACCGCAUCAAUACCAAAGCUGAAGACUGAUGUGCACAUGAGAACAGGAGCUUGGAUUAUGCGUCCGCCUGCCGAGUCACUUUAUCGGAUACAUGUCUACAUACAAAUCGCCACACAAUGCUGUCUGCUCAUGUUGAUGCUUUCUGAUUUUCUGUGGUUUACCUUAUCAGCCGAAUACCACUUACUUGUCAUUACAGAUGGGAGGCAGCAAAAAUGAAAGUGCACAAAAGGGGACACAGUGAGUGGUGGGAUACUCCCAGACUCUGUAUUACUGGGUUUCUUACAACCGCUAGUUACAGAUCCCAUGGGAAGAAAGAAACUAUUUGUGGUAUAGUAAACAAUUUUUUUUAUUGUGGCGUUUCGGAAACCCUAUCCGAAAGUCUGCUGUUUCAUGUGUCGCUCUUUCUGUCCAACCCUCUCCCGAAUCUUGAUUGUUCAGUCAUAUAUGUCUUAUGUCUAUCAGUCGGUCUGCAUCUAUACCCAUCAUCCCCUAUUUUUCUAACCAAACAUACAUGCAGUCUAUAUUGUUUUGUUCAUUGGACGAACUGUUCUCAUAUUUAUGUGUAUAUUGUGUUCUGACGUUGCAUCACCUUCCCCAGGUUAUUCUUUUUGAAGAUUCAUGAACUAAUUUUUCAAAUCCCAUGCUCAUUGCCCUAUUUAUUAGCAUUAAGAUUAGUAGAAUCAUAAUAACCUAAGGCAUUGAACACAUCCCAAAAUAAAAAAGAACAUUAAGAAUCAAGAUCCAGGGGGAAUUAUGCCUGUUUUAUUUUUCCAGGGGGUGAGGGAGUGGUAUCCUUAAUAUUUAUUAUUGGAAUUCACCACACAUUCUAUUAAGCUUUUUCCUGCUCCUUCUAAAUUGGAAUGACACUUUCUGUCACUUCUUCUGCCAGCACUGCAGCAGCUGUGGAGUACUGUAUGCAGGGAGAACAGAACAUCUGCUGCAGAGCUCUCACCACGUAGCCCAGGACACACACCGGCUACAGCAGGUUCAGUAGAUGAUCAGCACCUUGAAGAUGUGGUGGAAGGAGAUGUUAAUGAAUGAGCAGGUUUUGACCACUUUAGGCCUAUUUAGAAAUUAUUUAAAAAAAAUAAUAUUUUGGUUUGUGUUUCUUUACUGACGUAGCUCAGUCAAACUUUAGAGCCCAUACAGUAUGUGCAUUUUAAACGCGCUGUAACGCUGAGGACAGUUUGAAUCACAGACCAAGAUGUGUUUUGUCCAUCUUCAGGUGUCAAGAAAAGCAUUUUCUAAAUGAAGAAACAGAAAUACUUUCUCCUGAUUUUUUUUUCUGUAAUAAAGUUUGAGUAUUGAGAAAGCUCUCAUAAGCCUCGAAUAUCAUGGAGGAGCUGAUGGGGAUUAUUAGUCAUGUCUUCGCUACAGCUGGGUAAUGAUGGGGCAAUGCAACUUUAAAGUAAUCUAAAUAGGCACCGUAGUAGGUUGGCAGUGAUACACAUAUCGUUCGAACAAUAGCAGGGUAUUUUUGGCAAUGCUGUAUACGAUGAGGCUAAAAACUACCAUCAAAACUCCUUCACAAACAAUACACAACACGAUCAAACAACAAACAUCACGGAAAAAAUUAAAUUUCAGAGUUAUACUAGGACCACUGCGUCUGCAGAACAUCCUUGUCAGCUCUCAAUUCUUAAUUCCAUCGUUUUCAACUGACUUCUCUCUACCUGGAGACCUGCUCUUAGCAUUCGGCUGAAAUGACUGUGUGUUGCGUUCUGAACUACUAUGAACAGCUGAGUGCAGGUAAUGUCCUUUGCACGAAUGGUUGUAAAAUAUUGUAAGUGUUGUUAUAACAUGUAGUGUAGUGUUUAUGAAGGAGUAGUGGCAGUGGUUUUUAGCCUCGGUGAAGUAAAAUGUUAUUGUAUUUUUUGAUAAAGCUAAAAUAACACAUUCCUGUAAUAUUUGUAUGUGAAUAAUCAAAUGUGCAGUGCAGUUCUGUAUUUCAGAGCAAAUAAUGAACAGAUGAAGAUGAAGCACAGUGUCACUUGUAAACAGAAAUUGAGUUUUUGUCAGGAUGAUAAUAAACAUUAGAAGACAAAAUCUCAAAA